UUCUCCAAGCACUGACUGCCCAUCCACUCUGACCACAGCCAGGGGCCACAUCCCACUGCCUGCCCAGCGUCCAUCCAUGGAGGUGACCACCAUGUCCCCAUCUCCCGCCUCACCCACUGAAGGGGACGAUCUCUGUGACAUAGAUGUCACCAACGUGGCCAUACACAGUGUGACACUGCUCAUCAGCCUCUGUGGGCUGGCUGGGAAUGGGGCUGUGCUCUCCCUCCUCAGCCUGAAAAUCCAUAACAUUGGCAUCUUUGACCUGGCUUUUGCUGACUUCCUCCUCCUGCUCUUCACAGUCCCCUCUGUCCUCCUCUUCCUGGUGGAGGACGUGUCCUGCUCUCCUAUCAUGCCCCUGCUGUACUUGGGUUUCCUUUUCCAGCUCUCAGUGGUCUCCUACUACUGGGCGCUGUUCCGGCUGACAGACACCAGCAUUGCUGAUUUUGUGGAGAAGCUCUGCGAGCUCUGCUGUGGCUGCAAACUUCCUCUGCGCCUGUGCAGAUUGGUGGACAGUGUUGAAUACUGGGCCUUCUUUGCUCUCUUCACUGUCAUUCCUGCAGUGACAAACCUGUGCCCAUCACACCAGCAGGAGCACUGCAGGGCAGCUCUCAUCUCUGUGCAUGCCCUCAUCCUGCUCUUCUUGGCUGCACCCGUGGUCAUUUUCAGCACAAUCGACUUCAUUAAGGCCAUGUGCAGCUCCAAGAAGCAGCAAAGCAAGAGGCGCGACAUCGUUAUCUUCCUUAUCCUACUCUUCAUUGUCCUUCUCAGCCUCUUCAAUUUUCUGCAGCAGCUCGGCUACACCUUUGUGUCUUCCCAGGUUGUUUUCCUGCUCAGCUGCAUCCACAGCAGCAUCAAACCCUUCAUCUACUUCUUGGCAGGGGGUUUAAAGGGCCCCUGCUCCCUGAAAUCCCUCCAGCUCUCCCUGCAGAGGGCCUUUGAUGAGCAGAAAAAAAAAGUAGCCCACAGAAAUGAUGGCUGCAUGGACACAGUGAUCUGA
Messenger RNA from Prinia subflava (tawny-flanked prinia), 997 nucleotides. Its product is annotated as mas-related G-protein coupled receptor member B5-like. Gene Ontology annotation, molecular function: G protein-coupled receptor activity. Bases 77 to 997 code for a protein of 306 amino acids. NCBI's taxonomy places the organism in Eukaryota, Metazoa, Chordata, Aves, Passeriformes, Cisticolidae. The record is from RefSeq and is a predicted model, not a curated record. Gene Ontology annotation, cellular component: membrane. The transcript has a single exon. Gene Ontology annotation, biological process: G protein-coupled receptor signaling pathway.